Messenger RNA from Xylona heveae TC161, 1459 nucleotides. RefSeq names its product putative 3-ketoacyl-CoA ketothiolase. Gene Ontology annotation, molecular function: acetyl-CoA C-acyltransferase activity. The record is from RefSeq and is a predicted model, not a curated record. Bases 115 to 1365 code for a protein of 416 amino acids. Gene Ontology annotation, cellular component: peroxisome. Gene Ontology annotation, biological process: fatty acid beta-oxidation; phenylacetate catabolic process. The transcript has 4 exons. Lineage: Eukaryota; Fungi; Ascomycota; Xylonomycetes; Xylonales; Xylonaceae.
CUCGAAUAAGAUAGCUUAAAUGAAGAGGUCUCUGUUUUCAGAAUAAUAUUAUGAGCUUACCAGAGACUGGUUCUCCUUACAAAAUCAUCACUAAUAUAUGAUUGCAAAAUAAUCAUGGCUACGGAAAGACUAAGUUCGAUCCUAAACCACCUCAGCCCUGCCAAAUCUGGGCUGGCUGCCCUCUCUCAGAAGAACCCAGACGAUGUAGUCAUCACCCUGGCGAUACGAACGCCUCUAUGCAAAGCCUUCAAGGGCGGUCUCAAAGACACAUCUCUCGACGCAUUGCUCUGCAAACUUCUCAAAGCCGUAAAUGAAAAGUCGGGCUUGGAUCCACAAUUGAUCGAGGACAUUUGUUUGGGAAAUGUCAACGAUGGUAAAGCAGCAUAUUAUGUCCGCGCAGCUGCACUAGCAGCCGGAUUUCCAAAUACAACCGGAGCUUCUACGGCGAAUAGAUUCUGCUCCUCUGGACUAAAAGCUGUUCAAGAUAUUGCCAAUCAGAUUAGUGCUGGGAACAUCGAAUGUGGUCUUGCAAUGGGGGCAGAAAUCAUGUCGGCUAGCGGAGAGCGGCUCAGUUCCUUUGACGCUGAAGUCAUGGAGAAGCCAGAGGCUGCUGACUGCUUGCAGCCAAUGGGUCAGACAUCGGAGAAUGUGGGCAAGGAUUUUGAUAUUCUAAGGGAAACGCAAGAUCGAUAUGCGGCGGAAUCCUAUCAUCGAGCAGAGCGUGCACAAAAGGAAGGCUGGUUCGAUGAUGAAAUUACCCCCAUCACUACCACGGUCAAGGAUCCGAAAUCCGGCGAGCAGAAGACAGUCACUCUCACUAAAGAUGAAGGACCGCGAUGGGGCACCACUUUUGAGAGUUUGAACAAGCUUCGGCCAGCUUUUUCGGCUUUUGGUGACAAAAGUACGGCUGGAAAUAGUAGUCAAAUGACCGAUGGAGCCGCGGCAAUACUUCUCAUGAAGCGGUCUAAAGCCGAAGCUCUUCACCUGCCAAUCUUGGCCAAAUACUGCGGUGCUACUGUUGCGGGUGUCGCGCCUCGUAUCAUGGGCAUUGGACCAUCCAUUGCUAUCCCUAAACUUCUUGGAAAGCUCCAAUUGAGUCUCUCAGAUAUCGACAUAAUUGAACUUAAUGAAGCCUUUGCUUCAAUGGCAGUAUAUUGUUUGGAUGUCUUGGGCCUUGAUCACGCCAAGGUGAAUCCCCGCGGCGGCGCUAUUGCUUUGGGGCAUCCGCUCGGCUGCACUGGUGCCAGGCAGAUCUGCACGGGACUGAGCGAAUUACGGAGAACUCAUAAGAAGGUCUUAUUAACGAGUAUGUGUGUCGGUACAGGUAUGGGAAUGGCGGGUCUCUUCAUCAAUGAACAAUUAUAGUACCCCUUUGUCAUAUUUCUCUGUUGGUGGGGGAAACGCUUGGUAAAUUCACAAUCAAUGGCCUAUCUUCCAGUUGUCAAACUCAUAAGAGCUC